Peronospora matthiolae is the source of this 1575-nucleotide messenger RNA. The record is from the annotation of a GenBank genome assembly. NCBI's taxonomy places the organism in Eukaryota, Oomycota, Peronosporomycetes, Peronosporales, Peronosporaceae.
AUGUCGUCCACCAGCAACGCCUCCAUUGACAAGUUCAACGGAGACAAUUACGCAACGUGGAGCCGGUACAUGCGCGGUGUGUUUUUGACGCAGUCCGUCUGGCACGUCGUCAACCGUGAAGUGACUCCGACUUUCACCGACCCGCGAGCGUCCGAUGACUACGUCAAGGCAAGCAACGUCGCGUUUGGUAUGAUGCUGCUGCACAUAAACGCGGACUACCAUCAUGUGCUGGACAACUGCGAGGAAGCCUGGGUUGCGUGGACAAGUCUGAAGACGCUGUACGGUGGGUCGCAGAAGGCAGGACGCAUCUACCUCAAGCGACAACUUUUCAGCACCAAGAUGGCUGAAGGCGCGAACGUCAUGCAUCACUGCAACGAGGUCCUCAACAUCUCCGCCAAGCUUAGCGGCAUCGGUGCGAAGAUGGAAGACGAAGACGUUGCAAUUUGUCUGCUACUCAGUCUUCCGAAGAGCUACGAAAAUGUGGUGCUCAACAUGGAAAUGAGCAGCACCGAGCUUCGCACUCAAGAUGUGGUGAGAGUCCUGACGAAUGAGCAUGCCAAGCGUCAAGGAGCAAAAGGGACAACGACAGCGACUACGGUGAAGGCUGAAGAUGCAAGCAAGGCAUUCAGCGCCGAGCAAACGAAGGUCGGGGAGCCCGACGCGGCGGCAAUGGUCGUGGACGCGGGGGCUAACAAUGUCCAGUGGGGACAUCAUGAUGAAGGCAAUGGCUACGAUCGAGUGGCGUUUGCAUUCUCGUUCGAAUGUGGAGUUUCGACGAGCAAGGACGUGUCUGGAAUGUGGGCCGUCGACAGUGGUGCAACGCACCACAUUUUCCACGACAAGACCAAGUUCGCAAGUUUGGCAGAGCGCAAUGAGGGCGAACUCUUGGUGGCUGAUGGCAACAAGGUGGCCAUCAAGGGUGUGGGAACCAUCAUGGAAAAGGUGGUUCUGCCCAACGGUGAAGAGCGUGAGAUCGAAAUCAAGAACGCGCUAUAUGUUCCAAGUAUGAGCAAGAACCUGCUCUCGGUGCUACAGAUUAACAGCCAUGGCAAGUUUCAAGUCGUGUUUGACGGGUCCAAGAUGUAUGUGACUCUCAAGAACUCACAGCAAGUGGUGGCGACAGCGGAUCUCGUGGAUGGACUCUACUGGCUUCGGACGACUCAACGAUCAGCAAAUGUGACAACAAGUGGAACCAGUUGUGCCGAUCUACAUGCGAGAAUGGGUCAUGCUCCAGUCGAUGUACUUCGCAAGAUGAUCGCGACCAACAUGAUCAAGGAUGUGCGAGUCCCUCUCAAGUCGGGUGGAGCAACUACAUGUCGAGGAUGUCAACAAGGGAAAAUGGUCCAAAAACCAUUUCCAAGCAACCGAGACAAGCGCAGCUACGAUACGUUUGAGCUACUUCAUCUGGACAUCUGCGGGCCCAUGGAAAAGGAUUCGCUCGGUGGCAGCAAAUAUUUGCUGCUGAUCAUCGACGAAGCCAGUGGAUGCAUGAAGGGCUUUUGUCUACGAGUGAAGUCCGAGAGUGAAGACUACAUCCGGAAAUAUAUCACCAUGGUACAGACGCAAUUCUGUUAG